CUUUUGUUUGUGUUCCUUCCUUCUCCUCUCCUUCCCCGCCGCCGCCGCCGCCGCCUCCUCCCCUCCUCCUCUCCUCCGCUGCGUCGCCAGCGAUGGCAGCGCCGUCUACGCUGUGGCAGCCGCAGGAGGAGGGCCUCCGCGAGAUCUGCACCCUCCUCGAGGCGCACAUCUCCCCCAACUCCGACCAGGCCCGCAUCUGGCAGCAGCUGCAGCACUACAGCCAGUUCCCCGACUUCAACAACUACCUCGUCUUCCUCCUCGCCCGCGGAGAGGGAAAACCUUUUGAAGUCAGGCAAGCUGCUGGCCUUCUACUAAAAAACAACUUACGAGCUACUUUCAGCUCCAUGCCUCCUGCUUCUCAGCAGUACAUAAAGUCCGAGCUGUUGCCAUGUAUAGGGGCAACCAAUAAGGCAAUCAGAUCCACAGUUGGAACAGUUAUCAGUGUACUCUUUCAAAUUGUUCGAGUCGCUGGAUGGAUUGAUCUGUUUCAGGCUCUCCAUCAAUGUUUGGACAGUAAUGAUCUGGAUCAUAUGGAAGGUGCUAUGGACGCUAUAUACAAGAUCUGUGAGGAUGUUCCUGAAGAGCUUGAUGUUGAUGUUCCUGGUUUGCCUGAACGGCCAAUCAAUGUAUUCAUGCCAAGAAUAUUGCAGUUUUUCCAAUCAACACAUGCAAGUCUCAGAAAGCUAGCACUUGGAUGUGUUAAUCAGUAUAUCGUUGUCAUGCCAGCAGCUCUGUACAUGUCAAUGGAUCAAUAUCUUCAAGGUUUAUUCAACCUUGCCAAGGAUUCUUCAGCAGAUGUUCGAAAACUGGUCUGCUCGGCUUGGGUUCAGCUCAUUGAAGUAAGGCCAUCAAUUUUGGAGCCACAUUUGAAAAAUGUCACUGAAUUGAUGUUGCAAGCUAAUAAAGAUUCAGAUGAUGAAGUUGCUCUUGAGGCUUGUGAAUUCUGGUCUGCAUACUGUGAUGUCAGCAUGCCUCCUGAAGGGCUGAGAGAGUUCUUGCCUCGCUUAAUUCCAACUUUGUUAUCCAACAUGGUCUAUAGUGAUGAUGACGAAUCACUUGCUGAUGCUGAGGAGGAUGAAUCCUUUCCAGACAGAGACCAGGACUUGAAGCCCCGGUUCCAUGCCUCUCGACUACACGGAUCUGAAACUGGAGAAGAUGAUGAUGAUGAUGAUGCUGUAAAUGUUUGGAAUCUGAGGAAAUGCAGUGCUGCUGGAUUAGAUGUCCUUUCUAAUGUUUUUGGUGAUGACAUUCUCCCUACUUUAAUGCCUUUGAUACAGCAAAAUCUGGCUCGAACAGAUGACGAUGCAUGGAAGGAGAGAGAAGCUGCUGUUUUGUCUAUUGGUGCUAUAGCAGAGGGAUGCAUUACUGGGCUAUAUCCUCAUCUUCCACAGAUUGUUGCUUUUCUUAUUCCACUUCUCGAUGAUAAAUUCCCUCUUAUACGGAGUAUUACUUGCUGGACCCUCUCCCGAUAUAGUAAAUUCAUUGUACAGAGCCUUGAGCAUCCAAAUGGCCGUGAACAAUUUGAUAAAAUCCUCUUAGGUCUGCUGACAAGGAUAUUGGAUACCAACAAAAAGGUGCAGGAGGCAGCGUGUUCGGCAUUUGCAACGCUUGAAGAGGAGGCUGCAGAAGAGCUAGUACCACACUUGGGAAUUAUUCUGCAACACCUUAUGUGUGCCUAUGGAAAAUACCAGAGACGAAACCUUCGAAUACUCUAUGAUGCUCUGGGCACUCUUGCUGAUGCUGUUGGAGCAGAGCUUAACCAGGCGAAAUAUCUAGACAUAUUUAUGCCACCACUAAUCACAAAAUGGCAGCAACUUGCCAACUCUGAUAAAGAUCUAUUUCCACUGCUUGAAUGCUUUACAUCUAUCGCUCAGGCUCUGGGACCAGGAUUUUCACAGUUUGCUGAGCCAGUAUUUCAGAGGUGCAUCAAUCUUAUCCAAUCUCAGCACUUGGCAAAGGUUGAUCCUGCUGCAGCUGGUGCAUUAUAUGAUAAGGAAUUCAUUGUGUGUGCAUUGGAUCUAUUGUCGGGACUUGCAGAAGGACUUGGUCCUGGUAUUGAAAGCCUGGUUGCACAAAGCAGUUUGAGAGAUAUACUUUUGCAAUGCUGUAUGGAUGAAGCAGCAGAUGUUCGACAGAGCGCUCUGGCCCUCCUGGGGGACCUUUCCAGGGUUUGCCCUAUACAUUUACAUCCUCGCCUUCAAGAAUUCCUUAAUGUUGCAGCAAAGCAAUUGAACCCGCAAUGCGUGAAGGAGGCUGUAUCAGUUGCCAACAAUGCUUGUUGGGCAAUUGGAGAAUUGGCGAUCAAGAUUGGCAAAGAAAUUUCACCUGUGGUGAUAACUGUUGUUUCAUGCUUGGUACCUAUUUUAAAAUCUCCUGAGGGCUUGAAUAAGUCGCUUCUUGAAAAUAGCGCGAUCACUCUUGGGAGGCUUUGCUGGGUCUGUCCAGACAUUGUGGCUCCUCACAUGGACCAUUUCAUGCAAGCCUGGUGCAAUGCAUUGUGCAUGAUACGAGAUGAUUUUGAAAAAGAGGAUGCAUUCCACGGUCUAUGUGCAAUGGUGGCAGCAAACCCAACUGGGGCUGUGGGCUCACUAGUUUAUAUCUGCCAGGCCUGUGCAAGUUGGAAUGAGAUUAAAAGUGAAGGUUUACAAAACGAAGUGUGCCAGAUUUUGAAUGGAUACAAGCAGAUGCUUGGAAGUGGGGGUUGGGAACAGUGCAUGUCCACCCUAGAACCAGCGGUCGUGCAGAGAUUAGGCAGAUACGGAGUAUGAGCAUGCAAAGGGAAUUUAUUUCGUUUGUCUAUUCUUUUACCCUGCAACGGAGGCAAAGAGAAGAAAUGGAAUUCAUCGUGUAUCAAAGCAAGCAGCGCAGCGUGUGAUUUUUAUGAUGUGAUGCAUUCUGUCCAGUUGGUUUUGUAUACUCCAUUGCUAGUAAUAUAUGGUUGGCACAGGAGUGCUGAGAGCAUCAUGUGCUCUGUCUCCAGCACGUGGUAAGAACUACCACGACGGACAGAAUGAAGGCUAUUACCUUUUGGUUUCUUGAGUCGAUUGGGUCGAAAAAGCUGUGCUUGAUUGUAGUACUACUGGUCAGUUCAGUGGACUCGGUUAUGUUUUUUUGUCAUUCCACUGGCUCUGGCACUGGCACCCCAGCAGCAACAUAGAGUUGUUGAAAGGUUUUGUAGUGUGUAUUUUAUGGGCCAAGAGUUUAGGUGUAGGGACCCCUUUUUUUUUUUGGUCCUUGAUAGGGUUGUAUUGAUUCAUUCCCCAAAUAAAAAAAAAAUCCAUUGAACAAACAUUGAGGCUGAAACAAAUGAAAAGAUUGAAGAAAAUUUGAGCCUGGUGUUCGAGCUGGUCGUGAGAAUAUGUA
Molecule: messenger RNA, 3363 nt
Organism: Oryza brachyantha (malo sina)
Lineage: Eukaryota; Viridiplantae; Streptophyta; Magnoliopsida; Poales; Poaceae
Product: transportin-1
Exons: 29
Coding region: 93-2768 (891 amino acids)
Biological process (GO): protein import into nucleus
Cellular component (GO): cytoplasm; nucleus
Molecular function (GO): nuclear import signal receptor activity; small GTPase binding
Source: RefSeq, a predicted model, not a curated record